This is a messenger RNA of Vicia villosa (hairy vetch), 669 nucleotides long. RefSeq lists its product as uncharacterized. The transcript has a single exon. The record is from RefSeq and is a predicted model, not a curated record. Bases 70 to 537 code for a protein of 155 amino acids. Lineage: Eukaryota; Viridiplantae; Streptophyta; Magnoliopsida; Fabales; Fabaceae.
GACGACUAAUGAGUCUAUAAAAUGGUACCAAAACGCACGUAAAGGAAGAAAGAAAAAGCAUCAAUCAAAAUGAAAUUAUCAGAGUUAGAAGCGGCAGGAACAAAGUGCAAAGAGCACAUAAAUGACAAACAACUACCUGGUGUUUGCUAUUAUUGUUUAAGAGACAAACUUUCAAAGGUAAACAACAACACCAACAACAACAACUACAAACAGGUUCAUCAUGUACUUCAAUCUCCACAACACUUUUCUUCAUCUUCAUCAAAGUAUAUGUCUCAAUCUCAAGGUCAUAGCCGCCGCAUUCACCGUCGCCAAACAUCUAGUGUGAUGGAUUCUUUUUCCUCCAAUAUGGAUAGCUUCAAUUAUGGGUUAAAGAAGAGCAACUCGAUUGCUUUUGUUUCAACAAGCCAAAUCAGAGAAGGGGAAGUUUAUGGAAAUAUUAAGAAAAGAAGCUUUUGGUCCAAGCUACUAAAAUUGACAAGGAAGGAUGUAAAAGAAGGUUUGAUGCAUUCAAGAACAAUGAAGGAGAGAAAGGGUUGACUUUUCUUUAUGAGUUUAACUAGAUCCACUUUGUUUUUUAAGUUUUGAUAAUGUAACUUACACAUAAUUAAAUUGCAAUAAUUCUACUGUAAUUAUUCUGCUUAUGGAAUUUAUACAAUACUUACUUUACUC